This is a messenger RNA of Setaria italica (foxtail millet), 651 nucleotides long. Its product is annotated as MOB kinase activator-like 1A. The record is from RefSeq and is a predicted model, not a curated record. The coding region runs from base 1 to 651 and encodes 216 amino acids. The transcript has 7 exons. Lineage: Eukaryota; Viridiplantae; Streptophyta; Magnoliopsida; Poales; Poaceae. Gene Ontology annotation, biological process: signal transduction; positive regulation of protein phosphorylation. Gene Ontology annotation, molecular function: protein kinase activator activity. Gene Ontology annotation, cellular component: cytoplasm; nucleus.
AUGAGCUUCUUUGCCCGCAGCAGCAAGAACCAGAGGACCUUCAGGCCAAAGAAGAGCGGGCCGUCCGGGAGCAAGGGGAUGCAGUUGAGGAGGCACAUUGACAACACUCUCGGCCAGGGUGACCUGCGCGAGGCGGUGCGUCUGCCCAUCGGGGAGGACCUCAACGAGUGGCUGGCUGUCAACACUGUCGACUUCUUCAACAAUGUGAACAUGCUGUACGGCACACUGAUGGAGUUCUGCACACCAGCGACCUGCCCGAUCAUGUCAGCUGGACCAAAGUAUGAGUACAGGUGGGCCGAUGGAGUCAAGGUCAAGAAGCCCAUAGAGGUGUCUGCGCCCAAGUACGUGGAGUACCUGAUGGACUGGAUCGAAGCCCAGCUGGAUGAUGAAACCAUAUUCCCUCAACAUUUUGGGGCUCCUUUUCCUGCCAACUUCCGUGAUGUCGUCAAGACUAUCCUGAAGCGCCUCUUCAGGGUGUACGCGCACAUCUACCACUCGCAUUUCCAGAUGAUUGUGAAGCUCAAGGAAGAAGCACAUCUCAACACCUGCUUCAAGCACUUGACGCUCUUCACGCUGGAAUUCGGGCUGAUCGAGAGUGCAGAGCUGGCUCCUCUUAGGGAGCUGAUCGAGACCAUAAGAGGCGGGCAGUAA